AUUCAUGUAGCAGAAGGAGGGCUUCAUAAAAAUGAUCUGUGAGGUUUCUGUGUUUUCCACAUUCAGUGGGCGUUCUCAGUGGGGAAGAAUAACACUUGCAAAUAGGUUGUGAAAGCAAUAAGCAGCACAGUUAUUUUAAAUGAGUCUGCAAAGUGUUUUCUCACGUGAUCUAAAGCAUAUUUCUAUCUCAGGAUCCUGCUUGAAAGGAGUCUGCUUAUGCAACGAGGCAAAAUAGAACCUCUGCUGCUGGUGAUGCUGGAGGGAGGGGGGCCGUAAAAAAAGGAGUCCAGCCAGCACCACGAGACACUGAAUGGAGGAAGAUGCCCAAGCAGGAGCAAGUUGAGUUUUGGAAAUGUCAAAUCCGUGGUGGGUAAUAGAGUUUACAGCGCGCCUCACACAGCCAAUCAGUUGGCUGGAGUCAGCAGCGGCGCCUCUGUCGGAGUUGUUUGGAGCCGGAGCUCAGUGAGAUACCGUGCGUAAAAUCUCACCUGUCAGACGCAGCGGCGGUGCCAUGGCAUCCAGAGCUCAGCGAGCAAAGUCCAGUCUCUCACACACGGAAUAACUUCCCUAUACAGGGAUGCCAUAUGUUGUGCGACGCUGGCAGGUUUCCUAAAACUGAUAAUGUGAAGUAAGAAGGUGGGUCCGUCUCCGUCGACUCAGUUGCGCCGAAGGAACGAUGCUGAGCGAACCUACGGGAGGAUUUUCUACUCCAGCCGCCAGACUGCCAGAUAUUCUUUGGAACUCCAUCCUUUGAUCCACUAGAGGUUUAAAGCAAAGAAUUAUGGAGAGCCUCAGCGAGCUCCAGAACCCCUUGCUAGACAAAACCAGCAGACACGUGGUCCCCAACGACUACCAGGGCUACCAGUGCGACUACCCGAGUCAGCCUCAUCAGGACAGCCUCAUCGGCUACUACUACACCGGGGCCAAUGGCAAGCAUAAGACUCAGCAAUUCUUGGAUGCAACCUCCCUCCAUCUAGCAGUGGAGGCCUUUUACAGACCCAACUUCAUCCUGUACAAGGACGACGUCAGCCUUCACAGCAAGGACUCCAAGAGCGAGAGCUUUGAGACCACUUUCACGGAGAGUAAGGACGCUGUGCCGGACGGAGUUGCCACGGAAAACGCAGUGGACUGUGUACAAGGAGAGAAGGAUGUGAAGAUCCAGACAGUGUCGUACGAGGUGGAGGAGGAGCAAGGUCCUGAGUACGAGAGUGACAGCUCCAGCGACAGCGAGAGUGAGGACAACUUCAUCGUGCUGCCCCCCCGGGACUACUUGGGCCUCACCAUCUUCUCCAUGCUCUGCUGCUUCUGGCCCUUGGGCAUCGUUGCCUUUUACUACUCUCACAAGACCGGCAAGGCCAUUGCUAAGGGAGACUUCUCCAGAGCGGGGAUGAGCUCCAGAAGAGCCCUAUUCCUGGCUGCACUCUCCAUUACCAUCGGAGCUGGGAUGUAUGUGGGGGUGGUUGUGGCCCUCAUAGCCUACCUGUCCAAGCCUGGACAUGUAUAGCACUGGGACCACUCGCUUGCGGGAGAGAGAGAUGGUGAGAAAGAGGAGGCAUGAUGGGAGGAAGGGAGAGGUUGGACAGAUAACGUUGCCUCUCCCGAAGGUAUGUGCCCUCUGCUGAAGCCUGGCUAACAGCCAAAAGAAGAAAGUAUAUGAAGAGAAAAGCCAGAGAGAGAGCAAGAGUGGAAAAUAUGUGUGGAUGGAGUAUUACUUGGACUGCAUAUUGAUCCAGACUGAAUCAUUAUUUCUGGGAUGCAACACUCCCACCGAGGUAUUCCACCACAACAAGGAGAAGAGUAGACAGCGCGGAGAAAGAUGACUACUCAUCCACAAAGACUGUGCUGUACUUAUGUUAGAAAAAUCUGUGCUCAUAGCAGUAAGAAUACUACCUACCUUCUACCACAUUAGUCAUUUGCAGCAUUUUUAUUUGACCUUUACAGUAGGUGUAUCUGUCCAAACCGUUGCAGGUUGUGUAUUAUCCACUUUGUAAAUAAAACUUCCUGGACAACCAGUUAGCCAGUGGAUUUUUAUGUCAUUAUUUAAUUAGGGAAUAAAUCAGACAGUGAUCCAGUCAGUCAAGAAGUGGUCCCCUGACAGAGACUGACAACAAAGAUGUACACAAAGCUGCUUAGCAGUGGACUAAAGGGUUAUUAGUGUCUACUCUGUGCUGUAAAUUUAGUCAAUAAAUACAUUUGGCAUGAAUAAUGAAACACUCUA
Amphiprion ocellaris (clown anemonefish) is the source of this 2218-nucleotide messenger RNA. Its product is annotated as synapse differentiation-inducing gene protein 1-like. Gene Ontology annotation, cellular component: membrane; intracellular membrane-bounded organelle. The record is from RefSeq and is a predicted model, not a curated record. The transcript is spliced from 4 exons. NCBI's taxonomy places the organism in Eukaryota, Metazoa, Chordata, Actinopteri, Pomacentridae. The coding region runs from base 782 to 1504 and encodes 240 amino acids.